GAGCUCCGCCGAGCCGAGCCGAGCCGGGCCGGGCCGGGCCGGGCCGGGCCGGGGCCGCCCCCCGCCAUGAAGGGCCGGCGGCGGCGGUGGUGCUGGUGCUGGCGGGGGGAGCCGCGGCGCUUGGCCGUGGCGCUUGGGCUGUACACGCUGCUGCUGCUGCUGCUGGUGCCCUACGCGCUGGACUACGGGGCCAGGCGGGCGCGGGCGGACGAGGAGCCGCUGCUGCGGCGCUGCCCCAGCCUGGAGGAGGCGCUGAGCGAGUGGGGCUGGGAGCAGCGCCCGGCGCCGACGGGCGACGAGGAGGACGAGGAGGAGGAGGAGGGGGAGGACGGAGGGGCGGCGGGGAACGGCACCGGGGCGGCGGCGGGCAAGCGGCACAUCUACCUGCACGCCACCUGGCGCACGGGCUCGUCCUUCGUGGGGGAGCUGUUCAACCAGCACCCCGACGUCUUCUACCUCUACGAGCCCAUGUGGCACCUGUGGCAGGCGCUGUACCCCGGCGACGCGCUCAGCCUGCAGGGCGCCCUGCGCGACAUGCUGCGCUCCCUCUUCCGCUGCGACUUCUCCGUGCUGCGCCUCUACGCCGCCCCGGCCGGCCCCCGCGACCCGCUGGCCCCCGGCUCCCCCAACCUGACCACGGCCGGCAUCUUCGGCUGGCGGACCAACAAGGUGAUCUGCUCGGCGCCCCUCUGCCCCGCCGCCCCGCGGCCGCGCAGGGAGGUCGGCCUGAUCGACGGCGCCGCCUGCGAGCAGCGCUGCCCGCCGCGGGCGCUGCGGGAGCUGGAGGCCGAGUGCCGCAAGUACCCGGUGGUGGUCAUCAAGGACGUGCGGCUGCUGGAGCUGGGCGCCCUGCUGCCGCUGCUCAGGGAGCCCGGCCUCAACCUGCGCGUGGUGCAGCUCUUCCGAGACCCCCGCGCCGUCCACAACUCCCGCCUGAAGGCCAAGCAGGCGCUGCUGCGGGAGAGCAUCCAGGUGCUGCGCAGCCGGCACCGCGCCGAGCCCCGAGGGCCGCCUCGACCGAGGGGACCCCCCGGCCCGCUGGCCCCCGGGCUGCUGGGCGCAGGUCGGGCACCGCCGCCGCAGCACCGCGCCGAGUUCUUCCUCGGCGGAGCGCUGGAGGUCAUCUGCCAGGCCUGGCUGCGCGACCUGCUGCUGGCACGACGCGCCCCGUCCGGGCUGCGUCGCCGCUACACGCAGCUGCGCUACGAGGACCUGGUGCGGGAGCCCCGCGCCCAGCUGCGACGCCUGCUGCGCUUCGCCGGACUGCCCGUGCCGCCCGCCAUGGAGGCCUUCGUGGUCAACAUGACCCGCGGCGAGGCGUACUCCUCCGAGCGGCCCUUCCUCAUCUCCCCCCGCGACGCCCGCGAGGCCGUCCACGCGUGGCGGGAGCGCCUCAGCCGCCAGCAGGUGCGGCAGGUGGAGGCGGCGUGCGGCGAGGCCAUGAGCCUGCUGGCCUACCCGCUCAGCGCCGACGACGGGCGGUAGCAGCCCCGGGACCAACGUCAGGAUGCCCUGCAGCACGGGGCCCGGGCUGAGACAGGAGAGUGGCGGCCUCAUGGGCCUCUGCCUUGGCGUUGAUGGACAUGUUGGCAUUGGCAUCGGUGAACAUGUUGGCAUUGGCCUUGGCGUUGGCACAGGGAGGGAGGGAGGGAGGUCUGAGCUCCCGCUGGGUGCUGAGGGGUCAGGGAGCGCGGCUGUCAAGGUGACGAUGGAAGGGACACGUUUUUGAGGUGUUCGGUAAGAGAAGCCCUCGGGGGACAGCGCCGGACUCUGAGGCCCCCUAGACGUGAAACUGCGACCCCAUGCCAAUAGUGGGGGUUGUGUAAAAAGAAAACAAGAAUGCUGUGUUAAAUUUUGAAAAUCCCCCGGACAACAACUCUCAGUAAGGAAUCGGAGGACUCAAAAGUUAUUAACGUAAGAGGAUCACCCUUUCCAGAGCAUGAAAACACGUUGUGUUCCACUGUAUUGCUCUUAAAACACUUAAAGGAGGCUUCUGUGAAAUUCAUGGUUUUUAUGCACGGUCUGACUGCCAGAGUCUUGCCCGCACCACGGGAGGAUGUCCCACCGAGGGAGGAAGCCUUGGUGUUGGUGCUUGCUGAGCUCGUAGCCCGUGUGAGCUCUGUCUGUGUGGGUGGCUUCGUCUCUUUCCCGUUCCUAGUUGCAGUUCCCCUCUGUCCCUUGGAGCUCUUGGGUAUUUGGUUGUAGGAGCGGGGAAGGUGUUCGGAUGCUUAAGUGUUUUGGAGAUAUUUGUUUCAGAAAUAAUAACUUUUCUAAAGAAAUCUGUAACCCUUUUGUAAAGUAGGUUAUUUUAGUACAUUCCUGUAGCUUCAUGGUGAUAUUAAUGUGCAAUACAGGUGACUAACAUGUUUUUUGCAGACACCCGUAGAGAUAACAGUAGCUGGAAGGUGAACUCUUGAUACUUCCAUUUUGUUUCCUCAACUGGAUGAGAGAAUCACUUUUCUUCCCUAACUUCCUGACUGAUACAUUGUGCUGUGCGCAGGUUCCCCUGCUCACAUCCCUUCCAAACAAUAACAUCCUCUCAGCUGGUAACUCGUGUGCUUGGACAAAAGCAAGUGCUUCCUAACAGGGCUGAGCAAAUUCAUCUUGGCAAAAGGAGCUCCCAAAUAAAAGUUUGUAUUUAACGGGGAAAAAAAGAAAAAAGAGAAAAAAAAACACUCUAACUUUCAUUUUGGAUUUUCAAAUGAUAUUUUUCUGCAGACUUCGUGGAGCUUGUGAGAAGGGUGUGUGUGUGUGUGUGUAUAUGGAAGCAUCUUCAUUCUGUUUCUCAAUGCAGGGAUAAGAGGUUUAAAUGUAACGUGAGGACACAGCGCUGUAACUCGUUACGGACUGCUUUUGAGUCCGUUCCAAUCUGACAGCGUCUCAGUGGCACUGCAGGAGUAUACGAGGCUGUGGGGACGCUUACAUGCAGUCCUCCAACACAAAGUGAGAACACGAACUUCAAACUGAGGAUAAUCCAGGCUCAAGAACAAAGCUAUAUUUAUAUAAGUGCUGGAAAUAAAGGCAGUUCAAAGGAGUUACGCUGUCUUACAACAAACAUUCGCAUUGCACUGUAGUUGUUCAUGCUUUGCAUAUUGCGCUGUAAAACAUGCCAGUGUGUUAGGGUGAACCUUAAUUUAUUUUAGCUCUUUUCCUUCCUCAGCCUUCCCACCCAAGGGUACAUUAGCAGUAGAAGCAUUGGUGCUGUCAUUGUCUGAGGAAAAGUGCAGGCAUAAAAGUGUUUUUGAGUAAAUCAAUUAAUUUCAUGGUAGCAUGCAUCAUACAGUUGUGCAUCCUUUGGUUUCUGCUUGAGGUAAAAAUUGCAGGGGCUCAUUUUGGACUGAAACGACCUUUGUAUUAUCUAAGGGAUGUUUCUGUGUUCUGCUGUAGGUACACGUGAGAGCAGAAUCUGUCUCUGGGCGUUCUGGUGCUGUUUAGCAGUGGGAUUUGUUUAGAUGAACGAUACCUGUCCUGAUGCCUUGAUAACCUGUGUCGGGUAGCCUAAUUUGGAAAACACCCAGCCUGGCUUGUAUGGACAGGUUUGGGAAGAAAAUACGAUUUAAUCGCAUGCCAAAAGACAGUACGGUACUUAUUUCCUUACAUCAGAUGGGAGAUCAAAAUGCAGGAUAGCUUGCCGAUUUGUUUUUCAGCACGUUGCAGUCACAGGGUUGUACAGCGCGGUUGUCGAGCAUUCGCUUCACCUUGGCCAGGAGUAUCUUCUUGCCACUGCGGGUUGUAAUGGUCUUUCACGAGAGGUUGUUGGAAGUGCACACUUAGCUUCACCAGUUCAUCGUGGUAAGACAAAAGGUGCUUAUAGCUGCAAAAAUCCACUAACUAAAAUUUAGUUUCCAUGCUUGACAGAGAUGCAUUUUCUGUAUCCAGAUUUAUUUUUCUCAAUGGAAGUUGCUCCCUGAUGCAGUUUCUUCUUUUUGUUAGUGAUUCAUUCAAUUUUUUUCUCACCCCAAGCUGUUCUCCUAAGACCCAGCGUUUUUCCUGUAGGUUUUUGAGUGCUGUGAAAAGGGCUCUGUUCUGCAAAGUGUAUAAAAAUACAGCAAGUGCAAUUUCCGUUUUGCAUUCAGGGCAUGAGAGUUUAUUAGAAGACUCUGCAAAAUGAUCAACAGGGAAUAUAUGAAGUGGAAAAAUGGAGUAGCACAGAGCAGGACCUCAGAGCAGGAUGUGCAAGAGCAUCCAGGACUGUGCAGCAGUUGCCUAGUGGCAAGUUUGAGUAGUUUAGGCUGAGAUUUGGGGAAAGUGUAUGCUUGUGUUACAUUGCUUGUAAUGAAUUAACAACAUUAAUAUAUUAAGCCGCGGUGGGAAAUGGAAACAAAACAGACAAACGCUUACACAACUUAUUUCUGUCAUCUGGUUUUACUUAACUUAAACGUUGUCAUGCGUUUGCCUUAAGGGAGGUAGAAACUUGAGCACCGUAAUUGUAUGUAAAGUACUGUGUUCUAAAUGCAGCAUUUCCACGCUGGAAUUGCUAAUUGCUCCGUCACAACAUUGUGCCUGUGUUUAAAUAGCUGGGUGACAACUGUACUGACACACCUGAGAGAAACACUGGAGGUCCGGAGUCAAAAACUACCGAGCCGCUGCGUUGUUUGUAGUCUUAGAGCAUCACUUGUACAUCCCCGUGGUACGUACUCGCACGCUUCAGAUACAGCAGAAAUGUUUUCAUUGCUCAGAGGUGUUUAUUUUUUCAGUUUCUUUUUUGGCAGUACAAAGCUCUCCUGGUGCAGCAUCCCCUGAGAAGUGUUAGAGCAGUCGUGGAGAAUGGUAGUGAAGUUACUUAUUUAACAGCUUCGGCAUCGCUCCGGUGAUUUCUGUCCUGUCCCACUGCUCACUCUGCCUGUGCUUCAAGAAUAGCUGCGAGUUUCUAUGUUAAAUUCUCUUCAGGUAUCAAUAUCACAGAUUUCAGUAAGAUUAUAAAAAUCAGUGCAGAACUUUGGGGUUUCUUAUGGUAACGCAAUUAAGCAAUACCUCAGAGAGCUGAGCUCUCGGAGGACAGCAAGGGGCCAGCACGCCUGGCAGCACGUACCGUCCUUUUCUUCAGCCUGCAGAAUUGUCACUCAACCUCUCUGAUGGUAUUUGGAGUACAGGGACAGCGAGUAUGGUGCCUGUGAUUUCUGAGAAUCACCCUGCAAUCCAUCCGGCACUGGGACUCUCUUAACUUAUUUUGCCAUCCCUAUUUAACUGGACGUGACACCUACCACCGUGGAGACGAAUAUGGCAAAAUCAAGAUCAUCAUAGCAAGUCUUGCACUAGCAGAAAUUUUCAAGGCCACACUGGCCAUAGGAGAGAGACUUUUUAAAUUCCAAACUCAGGCUUUUAAUCCAACUUGAAUUUUUAAAUCCAAAGGCACUGAAGUUGUGCUUUUCUGUGACUAAAGGCCCCGUUUCUGGCUGUUGAGGCAUACCUCCAGCAGUCUCGGCUCCGGACAGCAGGCUGGCUGGAAGCUGGCUGGCUCUGAAGAGCUUACACCCUCUGCAGGCUUUUAGCACCAGGAGAUCACAGCUUCCAGCACUGAGCUGUUAAGCUCUGCUGCUGACCCACGGCACCAUUUCUUGGUGUUGGUAAACGGGAAUCAAACCUUUCCCUGGUGCUCCCAAAUUUCUCUCCCCGUUUCUAAUCGUCUAACUUUGCCAAACUUUAACUGUAUCUAGGCUGAAAUGUUUCGUGUUGGGCUUAAGGUUCAAUUCUCUCUGGGAAGUUCAGUCCACAGAGUGCAUUUUCUUUCGAAAGCAGGAUAGGUUAGGAUGCGGUGGUCUUUUGCCUGAGUUCAAAAUGCUCUCAAAGAUGUCUGUGAAAUCUUCUGUCACGUCAGUGCUUUGGGAUGAGCACUCCAGUUUAGGCAGGGGAACUGACCUCUGUGUAAGGGAUGCGUGCUCUGUUUCACUGUUGCCAUUCCAAGUUGGCCAAAUAUACUAGUGUUUGCAAAAAACAGCAUGUGCUCAGUAAAAGUGGUUUUGGUAUGUGUGUCUGUCUUUAUUUUGUACCAAGUAAAACCUGCCUUGCUUUUCUCUUCAGCGAGCAUGCUCAGACCUCUGCCUUCCCCACAGGAAAGCUCGGUGCGGUGUAAGGCACACAGCAUUGGGAACCAAAGCCACAUAUGUACCACGAGGAGCUGCCAUCCCUGCACUGCCACUGAUGCCUUCUCCUCCAGCCCCACGCUGCCUAAGGAAUUUCUUAAUUGCCCCACAGCUUAAUUGCCCCAGCAGCACCCGAGGUGGGAGCAGCACUCUCCUGCUUAGCUUUUACAAGGUUCUUCCCCCCCAUUGCCCCCCAGUACUGUCAAGCUUGGCUUGCGAGUAAAAGGGGUGAUGUGGGAGCUGCCUGAUCCAGCUGGCUGUGCCCUGGGUGCAUUCGGAGCGCCUUUGCGAGCCCCUGUGCAGCAGGCAUUAAUACCCGCAGACGGAACAGAUGGGUCUGGAGGAGGCCCUCGUCUGUGCCCUUGGCUCCAGUAACAGAUGUUUGCACUUCGGAUUUAGAAGCGCCAGUGCUAGCAGUGACUCAUGUGCGUAUCACUGACAUCUGUUGUUCCCAAAGAAUAUGCAAUAACCUCGGUUGGAAGGGACCCACAAGGAUCAUCGAGCCCAAGGACCAUCGAGUUCUCAGUAUGAGCUUUUAAAAACAAAAACAAAACAAGAAGCCUCUUGUAGGUGCACACACCAUUACAGAGACAUUAAAUGUCUGUGUGGUGAAGUCAGGUACUGAAGGAAAACUGCUGCCUCCUCUUCCAUGCUCCUCGACAGCUGUAUGUGUAUCGCAGGUGGUUUUUCCCAUGAGGUGGCCCUGUCUGGGGAGGAACCGAUCCCGCAUGAAGCCCGGCACUUGCAGAAGGGCCGCAGCAGGAGUCAGUGUGUGUCAGGGGGUGCCGGUGGCUUGCAGGGUGACCCUGAGCCCCCGAGGUGAGCUGGCUGGGGAAAGGGCAAGCGUGCGGUGGCACUGCUGUGUUCUGUGUCUCAGUGGCUCAAAGCCAACGAAGUCAGGUUUUUAGCAGAUACAGAGAAAUGCCACGUGAACUAGAAGCCCCGUAUCUUCGAGAAUUUGCCUCAUUGUGCCUCAAAACAGAGGUGGAAAGAGGAGAUGGAGGUGGUGCACAGCAGCGUGAGCAGCGGUGUGGGGGACAGGCAAUCGAGCUAUGGACAAUACUGGCAUGGGAAUGUACAUGGGCAGUGAAUCGCUUUAGCCUGGAAGUUGGAACAAGGUGUUUUUUUUCUUUAAACCAUGAGACCAGUGCGGGGGCUCUGAAGGAGGCUUCCAAAUAGAGCAGGAAAGGAGGGAAAAAAAAGACAGCUCCUUUUAGGAGACAACUCCACUAAUUUAGAAAUGGAAAGGAAUUGCUAGAGUAGACAGCCACGCGAAGGCAACAGGUGAAGCCGUGUGAUCCAGGAGCCCUGUGGCCUGUGGAAAGUUCCACACUGACUGCUGAAGCCUUCUGAAAAAUCAGCUGUAAUGUUACAAAAAGAGCCAAGCCUGUGGCUUACAGAUGCUUUGUGCAUUUUUGUUUGUGCUCUGUGAAAAGGAGGUAACGCUGACCUCCACGGAAAUGCUGCAAAAUAGUUUGUUCUGGAAGUCUCUGCAGUGGGUUAACGUCACAUAAAGAUUCCUAGGAAGAAGUCUGGUGAUUUUGUCUUUGCCAGGAUUUGAGUAAAACCUAUUAGAGCUCAGCUGUACAAUAAAUCACGAUGAACAAAACUAACAUCAUAAAUUCAUUUGCCCUGCUUUCUGAGAGGAACCGAGUGGAAAGGGAAAAUGGUCUGUGUUUGUGUAAACACAAGCCAUGUGCAUGUUUACUUGCAAUGGGUAAAAAUCCAGCUGUGUAUCCAAGCACGUGGCCAUACAGCCCUAAUACUGCCCUAAUUGUGGAUGAGCUGCCCUUAAUGCUUUGUUACGAAUUUGUAAAAUUAGUCUCGUCUUGCUAAUUUAUGCGCAUGCAUGAAACAGGUAUUUUCAGCUAUGUUUUAGCGAGCAUUUAAACCACAGGAAAGAGCCUUUGUUAAAAUAAUGUGAGAGGGCUGUAAGAGAUCAGCCUAAGUACAGAAGAGGCCUAUCUGAUGGAAGUUUUGGAAACUUUUCCUCAGCUUAUCAUAAUCAUUGCAGCUACUGCUUGUGAAGAGAUGACUUAGGUGAAUUGUCUCUCUUCCCCCCCCCCCCGCCCCAAACCAGUUUACAAACAGGCAGCGAUACCUAACUUUAUCUCAGAUGUUUUGAGGGCAAUAGGAUGUGACAUAUGUCACCUGUCCCAAGCUGUUCUUCAACUCAUUAAGGAUGGAGACUUCAUAGCCCCAGCAGUAUGCUGCCUGUUAAAAGAUCUCUCUGCUGUCUACCUGAAUCAUUCCUCCUUCAGCUUAAGCCUUUUACUUCUCUUACUGGAUGCAGAAAACAGUCUGCCACCACUUGCCUUACCAACUUUGUUAACCGUGUCUGAUCAGAAGCACACAAUUAUAUGAUUCUUUUUUUUUUUUUUUUUUUUAAGACAACAGCAACAACAAAGCAUUAAUCAGCUUCCAAACCUAUUAGUUUCCAGUUCGGGCCUCAAUUUUACAGUUCUUGUUCUGAUGGAGCAAUUUGAGGUUCAUUUAUCCUUUCAUAUUGAGCAACUUCCCUACUCCACACUCAAGCUGCCGAAUCACUCCAAGGUCUGCCUUAAUGCCACCAUAUCAGAUGACCAGGUAAAUAUUUUAGUUGCUUAUAUAACUCCAAAUUCUCACAUGAAAAGAGGUGCUUUUGCUUACCUGUCUUGCCUGUUCCAAAUUGUUUUUGUUUUGUUGUUCUUUUGAUAUAAGGUGCAUAUAACAGGCUCCAGCCUCGAGUUGCUUCUUUCUGAUCAAGUGACUGUAGUUAUAUCAGCAACAAAUGAGGAAUCAUUUUAUAUGAAUUUCAUUUUGCAUCAUAAAUUGUAAAUUGGGUGCCAUAGCUUGCUAUUAAUUCUCACUAAAUUCUUACUAAAAUAUUUGUUAGCUGGCUCUUCUAGGAACUUACAGUCAAAGCAGUUACAUUCACAUUGGGAGUAUCUAGCCAGUAUUACUUAAACUUUGUUUCUUGACAGAUAAGGAGUUAACCUUUAUCUCUUGUCAACAUUUUAUGUGUAGCAGUCUUGAUACUUCCAUGGAAAACAGACAUCUUGCUGCUUUUGGCUCCCCACUGUAGGUCAGUGUGUCGUCUGUGAACUGCUCAUGUUAACCGUGAAGGCAACAGCUAGCAAGCAGUUCUAAAACUGAACAGCCUUGGCUCAAUUUUAAACUGAUUUCAGGUUGUGUGGCUGUGGAAGCACGCCCAGUCAUGGCAGUACCUCUGGCUCUGCAAAUUCCUGGCUGUGAGGAGCUCCAGGUCUGAGCCCCUCCGCUCCCCGCUGCGGCUGCAGUGCUCCUCAGCGACAUGGAGACAGAGAAUAAAACCCAUUUACAGGCUACAGAGCAGAGGAGUGAUGCCCCAGUUCUCGUGUCAAAAAGCCCAUAGCUCUGAAUAGGUAGGCUGUGCUCUGAUAAAGUUUAUUAUUAAAAUCUUAAAUAUUGCAUGGUAGUGGGUUAGGUGGGAGGGGAGUCUCCUGUGAUGCUACAAACCUGACAGAAUAAUUUAGAGACAGGCAUUUAAUUAAGAGAACAUUUUCCUCUUCUAACGACGCUCUGCUGAAUGCAGAAGCAGUGUAAGGCCCUGCGGAAUGAUUCCCAAGACUGAUUUUUGAAUUUCUGCAGGGUUUCAUCUACAUAUGAAAAGAUAAUUCCGUAUUUAGUGGUUUUAAACCAGCGAGGGUAAAAAUUUUCUGGGGAAGUUGAUAGCUCCUCUUUACACUGAAACAGCUGUAGGACUAGAAGCAUUUUAAGUUUGAGCCAUAAUUUGAACACCUGUAAUGGCAUAGCUGCAAUUUGCACGGAGCAAUGUUUGCAUCCUUUGGACAGUUAGGUUUUGGAGUAACGGCCUGAAGGUAAAAAUUGGGUCGAUUACUGCAAUCAAGUAUUUUCAUACUUUCAUAGUAUUACUGUAUAAAAAAAGCUUGAACGUCUACAAGAAAAAAAAUCCAUAUCCAUUGUCACAAAUUGUGUUGGAUAAACGCCCAGAAUGGACCACCACUUUUUUUUUCUAAUGGUUGUGCAAUUUUUUUCCAUGCUGCUGCCUUUGCUUCGCCUGGCUAUAGCAGUAGCUUUGUUGAAGCUUGCAGCUAAGCGAUGGCUUUCAGUAACCUGAGGGUAGAUUUGUUCACAUUUGCCCAUAAUAACAGAUGGCUCCUUCCUAGCAAAGGGAGAAGCACAGAAAUUUGAUGGUGUUAUUCCCUGCUCCCCCCUUCCUAAAUACCAGUCCUCAGGGUAAACCAUACUUUAUCUGUAUUUGCAGUAGGGUUUUACCAACGUGCUUGUUGCUCAUGCUGAGGAGACUCCCUGGUGUAGCCAAUUGACUAAACAAAACUGUACCUAAAUCCCCUGCGAUUUCCUCCCUGCAGCUGCUUUAAAUUGCUCAGUGCUACUAUUUACAUGGGGUCCAAAGCUGAAUUGCUACCUUUGGUUGAAACAGAACAGAAAAAUACAGUCGAGAGCCAGUUGUUCAUACAAUGGAAGUGGCAUUGUGCUUUUUGGGUAGUGAUGGACCAGUCUGGAAGCAGAAGGUUGUUGAUCCCCACCUGCGAGGGUGCAACUCUGCUCCUGCCCCAGGCACCCCUCCAGGAGGCUGUCUGAGCACAGCAAAGCUCACCAGGGGAGCUCUGCCUCCUGCCACCAUUUCAGAAACCAAAUACAAGAGAAGCAAUUUUCUGCGCAGGGUGAAGGGUAUGACUAAGCACACAAGAGCUCUCUUCUCUUUUAGUACAAUGACUAAAAGCUCUGUUGGAAAGACAAGGCUGGGGCUCCUAUUUAGAAACUGGGGCGUUUCAGCUUGGUAUUUAAAAUUUUGUGUCAUAACCCAAGUUUCUGACUGUAACUGGGGCAUGUGUGUAAUUACUCAGCCUCUCUAGAAUAAAGCAUGUUUUCUGAAGAUUACAGCUGAUUAUGCUUCCAUUUUUCAGAGUGUAUGUCAUCAUUUAGUAUUUAAAUACAAUUCUUGUUCCAUAACAAGAGAGCAGACUUGAUUUUAAGUUUUUAAAUAGACACGGAUUUGAUCAUUUUAUUUCAUUAAUCAGAUGGCUCAGAACACUUAAACAGUGUAUUUAGAAAAAAGUCACAUUUCAAGCAUUACACUGCACAAAACUGGACUUUUUU
Cygnus olor (mute swan) is the source of this 11186-nucleotide messenger RNA. It is a transcript of the gene CHST7, whose product is annotated as carbohydrate sulfotransferase 7. Gene Ontology annotation, molecular function: chondroitin 6-sulfotransferase activity; N-acetylglucosamine 6-O-sulfotransferase activity. Gene Ontology annotation, biological process: carbohydrate metabolic process; N-acetylglucosamine metabolic process. Bases 67 to 1485 code for a protein of 472 amino acids. The transcript has a single exon. Gene Ontology annotation, cellular component: Golgi membrane. The record is from RefSeq and is a predicted model, not a curated record. Lineage: Eukaryota; Metazoa; Chordata; Aves; Anseriformes; Anatidae.